AUGGCAAUCUCCACAAUCUUCACUUCCUUAUUGCUUGCACUCACUCACUACUUUCCCAUCUUUGUAACAAGCAAUCUUAGCCCUCCAAUUCCCCAUUGCCCAGAAAAAUGUGGCAACGUCCAAAUAACUUACCCGUUCGGAAUCGGAGAAGGAUGUUUCCUAUCUGGCUUCGAAGUCAACUGCAACCAAAGCAUUCCCUUUUUAGGGCGAUCCAACCUUCAACUACUCGAGAUCUUGCCCGGAGAAGUUCGCAUCAAUUCCACCCCCUUCAUAUCCAGUUCCUUCACCAGCUUUGAACAUUUGAUCAAACUGCCCAAAAAGAGUCCUUACACAUUCCCUGUAAACUCGAACAAGUUCAUCGUUGUGGGAUGCAAUGCAUGGGGAUCCAUCUCAGACAGUGUGACUGCAAUCAACUCGUGCAUCUCGAUAUGCCUUGGAAGGAAGAAGGUGGUUAACGGUUCUUGCAGCGGGUACGGCUGCUGCCAAGUUGAUGUUCCUUCCUUCAGGAAGUCGCUCAAAAUAUCCAUCAUCACUAUACUUGACAGCAUGAAUUUGACCGAAUUUAGCCAUUCUCGUCACGGGUUCGUUGUCGAAGAUGGAAGCUACAAUUUCACAGCGUCAGAUCUUUUGGACUUCAACAGGGACAUCCAUAUGAAGCUUGAGUGGGCCAUUGGAAAAAAGAAUUGUGGCCGAGUUAAAAAAUUGAAUUCCUGUAUAUGUGGGGAGAACAGCUCUUGUGUUAACAGCAUUACAGGUUCUGGUUAUCUCUGCAGAUGUGAUUAUGGGUAUCAAGGGAACCCUUAUCUCAAUGGCCAACAAGGAUGCCAAGAUUUGGAUGAAUGCAACUCCACUUCCAGUCCAUGUGUUCCAGGAGCUAUUUGCGAGAACAGAGUUCCUGGGUACUUUUGUCACUGCCCAGCGGGGACUCGGGGCAACGGUUCCACAUCCAGAAACGGCUGCCACAAGCCCCACAAGCACUUUCCAAUGGUUGAAAUUGUCCUAGCGGCUGUAGUGAGCGCCUGGCUGCUGACAACAUGUAUGUAUUUGCUCUAUUUGGUUCAAAAGAAGAGACACCUCAAAAAUCUCAAUGCCCGUCAGAAUGCAGGCCGCCUACAACAAAUUUUCUCUCUGAGCAAAGGUACAGCUAUCGAACACAUCAAGAUCUUCUCUGCCCAUGAGCUCAAGAAGGCUACCAGCAACUAUGAUAGAAGAAGAAUUCUAGGGAGUGGUGGCCAAGGCACCGUCUACAUGGGAACACAAGAAGAUGGAUCGAUUGUCGCAAUCAAAAUACCAGAAGAGGUGGCCAUAUGCCAAGUUGAUCAGUUCAUAAACGAGCUUAUCAUCCUUAGCCAAAUUGAUCAUAAGAACAUUGUUAAGCUCUUGGGCUGUUGCUUGGAGACUCCAGUUCCAUUACUCAUCUAUGAAUUCAUCUCUGGCGGUACUUUAUACCAGAAACUCCAUCAUGAUCCCAACCUUACAAUUCAAUUAUCAUGGAAGGACCGCCUCCGGAUAGCCCGUGAAAUUGCGGAUGCUCUUUCUUACCUACACAGUUGUGUUUCAAUGCCUAUUUUCCACAGAGAUGUCAAGUCAUCCAACAUACUAUUAGAUGAGAACUUCACAGCCAAGCUCGCCGAUUUCGGAGUCUCUAGGCUUAUUCCAAAAGAAGAAUUCAGGGUGUCGACGCCUGUGAAAGGGACUAUAGGAUACUUGGAUCCUGAAUACUUCAAAACUGGAAUAUUAACAGAGAAGAGCGAUGUGUAUAGCUUCGGGGUCGUUCUGCUCGAGCUUUUGUCAGGAAGGAAGCCUGUCCAACACCAACAGACACGAGACUACAGUAGCCUGGUAAUGCAUUUCCUCUCUUAUGUUGAGAGAGGAAAUUUGCUUGAGGUUCUAGAUGAAGGAAUAGUGAGAGAGGCAAAAAUGGCGGAUUUGCUAGCUAUUGCAAAGAUUGCUAGAAGAUGCUUGAGUUUGAAAGGAGAAGAGAGACCGACCAUGCAAGAAGUGGCACGGAAGCUUGCCUGCCUUGGAUGAUCUUAUAUGCCCUAAAAAUCUAGCUUUCGCGCAAUGUAAUUUCAUUCCAUAAAAAAUUCUCUCCGAAUUUCUUGAAAGUUUUGUUCAAGGAUCUUUUAAAGAACACUAUCAUCUUUGAGGUGAUAUUUGUACCCUAUAAAUAUUUAAACAGCUUUGCAAGAGGGAUGCAUCAAUCUGCCUUCCUCCUUUACUGAUCUAGAGAAACGUCAUCUUAGGCCUGCAAAAUCGAGAACCAUAGAAAAACAUACUUCUAUAAUAUACACCCCUGAUUCGCUUUCUGUUUUCUACUAUUUUUGCAGAAAUAUUGUACGCCUAAUUCAGUCUGAAAACAAAGUGGAACUGAGAUUUUUGCUAAGCGCAUACAAGUGCACUAAAGCUCAUGUAUACACCACACAUAUGCCAGAAAUCUCAUAUUUCUCUCACAAUAACCACCUUGUAUUUGUGCGUUCGAAUUUAAUUAUGGAAAAUACUAAUUAUUGGUAUGUGGAAUUCACUCUCCCUUUACUAUCCAAACAACACAAAAGAUCUAAACAUUGGAAAAAUCCUUUCCAUAGUUCCAUAAUCCUUACACUUCUCUCUUCUUUCGCCCGAUCCAAAAAGAAAGUGCUGCAGAAGCUUGCUUGCCUUGGACGAUCUCACGGGCCCCAAAAAUCUAGGUUUCGUACGUGAAAUGUUAUUCCAUUCCGGCAAAAAUUCUCUCCAAGUUUCUUGAAAAUUUUGCUCAAGUGUCAUUGAAAGAACACUAUCUUUGAGGUGAUAUUUGCACCCUAAUCAUUUUAAAACUGGUUUGCAAGAGCGGUGCCACUAAUCUGCUUGCCUCCUUUCCCGUUCUGGAGACUUGUGAGCUUA
Molecule: messenger RNA, 2880 nt
Organism: Magnolia sinica
Lineage: Eukaryota; Viridiplantae; Streptophyta; Magnoliopsida; Magnoliales; Magnoliaceae
Product: putative wall-associated receptor kinase-like 16
Exons: 3
Coding region: 1-2031 (676 amino acids)
Biological process (GO): protein phosphorylation; cell surface receptor signaling pathway
Cellular component (GO): plasma membrane
Molecular function (GO): polysaccharide binding; calcium ion binding; protein serine/threonine kinase activity
Source: RefSeq, a predicted model, not a curated record